This is a messenger RNA of Malus domestica (apple), 783 nucleotides long. Its product is annotated as brassinosteroid-responsive RING protein 1-like. NCBI's taxonomy places the organism in Eukaryota, Viridiplantae, Streptophyta, Magnoliopsida, Rosales, Rosaceae. The record is from RefSeq and is a predicted model, not a curated record.
UAUAGACCCAAUCGGCAUUUUCUCUCUCUAAGAACAACACCCGCGUCCUCUCCCUUUCUCUCUCUAAAGCGCCUCCAUGGGCUUCCCAGUGGGAUACACAGAGGUCUUCGUCUUCCCCAACCUCUUCCUCCACACACUCUCUCUCCUCGGCUUCAUCCGAAGCCUCAUUUUCUCGCUCUUCCACUUUCUGGGUCUCUCCGAAUUUCUCGAAACCGACGACAUCGUUUGGCCGGAGUCCGGAUCCCACCCGCCUGAAAACCCAUCCGCGUCGGCCCUCCUGAUCAAGGAAUUUCUCCCCGUCAUCAAAUUCCGCGACGUCGCCGGGGACCCUGCGGAGAGUUGCGCCGUCUGCCUGUACGAGUUCGAGGUGGAGGACGAGAUCAGGUGUUUGACGAAUUGCAAGCACAUUUUUCACCGGGCGUGUUUGGACCGUUGGAUGGACCACGAUCAGAAGACGUGCCCGCUUUGUAGGACGGCGUUCGUGCCCGAUGAGAUGAGCGAUGAGUUUUAUCAACGGCUCUUUGCCGCCUCUGAGAUUGACCAUGAUUAUUACAGUGAGUACAGUUCGGUUUGAGGAAGCUGGAAUUGGUGGGUUUUUUUGUUUACCUUGUAAUCGGUAAAAUUUCAGCAUAAAAUGUAAAUACACAUGAAAUUUUGGUGCCAAAUUUGAAGAAGCAAAAGAAAAAAUAGGGAAAAGAGAGAAGAUUUUGGAUCAUUUCUCUCUUUUGUUUUUGUAUAUUUUGAUAUUGAAAUACAAAUGCUACGUGAUUCUCCUUCUUAUCA